AUGAGCGAGACCUUCUCGGUGCCGUCUGUCGACGUCCGUCGCGCGGUAACGGGCGACAUGAGUCUCGUGACGCCAUGGGGAAAGCUGAAGCUCAACACGGGGUUCCUGGAGCAGCUGGCGCUCAGCGUUGCGGUGGUCGUGCUGACUGUGAUGCUCUGGCGGUUCUCUGCACGAGUCAAUGCGGCGCUGAAGAAAAAGAACGUCAACAUGGAGUCGAUUCGAGAGGAAGCGAAGGGACAGGGAGAUGAAGCAGAAGAGGAAGAAGGAGAAGAGAAGGAUGACGAGGUGUCUGGACCGGACGAGAAGCGGAUCAAGAAGGGCGAGCACAGCUACUUUUACGUGCACAAGCACUUGGAAGCGAACAACGACAAGGCGACCGUGUCUUCUUAUGGCUGGAGUGAUAGCAAGAAAACCGUCAGCAUUUACCUGACGGACGAUGUCGUCACGAACAUGAAGGACGAGCAUCUGAAGAUGGAUUGGACCAACAUGUCGCUGUCGAUGAGUCUGCUCAAAGCAUCUGGUGGUGCUCGAGCCAAGAGCCUUGUGAUCCAGACCUUGUUUCAGGAGAUCACGGACGUGACGUGGGAGUCGGACAAGGACACCCUGACGAUCGUUCUCACAAAAGCGCAGGAGAUACCGUGGAGAUCCUUGAACGGAGCCGCCAAGAAGAUGGAGGACCACAUUGAGUACGAUGACGCGUUCUACGACUAG
Hyaloperonospora brassicae is the source of this 711-nucleotide messenger RNA. NCBI's taxonomy places the organism in Eukaryota, Oomycota, Peronosporomycetes, Peronosporales, Peronosporaceae. The record is from the annotation of a GenBank genome assembly.